AACAAAGGCUAUUCAUCGAUGCAUUUCGUCACUAUUGAGACAUUGAUCGAGUCAGGUCUCCGUUAGACUCCGCAACCCAUUCGGAUUAGGAGCCAGCGACACUAAGAUCCGUCACCUGUCCCUCGCAUUCGGCGUUUUUAUCACCGUCGCUCAAUGCCACUUCUGAAUUUGACGUGAUCCUGUCCGAAGCCUUCACCACGGCGCUAUCUUAUUGCAGAAGGCAUCAUGGCGAAACCAGAAGUUGGGGAUAUACUGGUGGUUAUCCAUGACUUCCAAGCUAGAAGCUCCGAUGAAUUAAGUUUAGCCAAGGGUGACCGUGUGCAAUUGAUUGAGCGCGAUGACGAAUUUGGUGAUGGGUGGUUCUUGGGCCGCCAUAUGGUAAAUGACAAUAGCGGCUUAUUUCCCGAAGUCUACACACGGCCGUCGCCUAAGGGUGUCGGGUCCUCACCUAUCGCCCCCAAACCGAUCGCGAGUCCCCUAUCGUCUACCAAUGGAGCGGCAUCCGUGGCCAGUCAACCGGCAUCGACCACGUCGACAGAGGAUCGCAACCCAACCCCACAACCCACUUCUUCCGCUCCGCCCGACACCAGCCCCAUAACUCUACCGCUGAACUCUGGGAAAUCUGAGGGAAAGCCAAUUCCCUCUACCGCACCUCUCGCUAGCAAAUUCUCUUACAACGGCGGCAGCGAGCUCUCGAGCCGCCUCAAUGCGCAAAGUCAAGAGAAUCCGGUCCUCCACGAGACACUAACAGUUAUUGACGAACACAUUACGGACCUACAUUCAGCUCCGCCCAACGGUAUGCAUCACCACGCAGCGGACUCCGGCAGUGAAUAUAGCUCGAACCUGCCAGAGCGGAUGUCUUAUAUCCAAGGCGAAGAAACCGAUGAAGAAGAGGAAGAUAUCCACACUCGUGAUGAAGUCGAAGCCUGGGUUGCCGACGACGUAGCAGAGUACUUAUUUACGGUUGGUGUAGAAAAGAAGCACUGUGAAGUGUUCCGGGACCAGGAAAUCUCGGGCGAAGUGCUCCUUGGAAUGGAUCAAUCAUCUCUUUUCUUGAAGGCGUUUGACCUUGGUUCUGUAGGACGAAGGCUGAAGACCUGGCAAAAGAUAAAAUCUCUGCAGGAUGAAGUGAAUGGGCUCGGGCGACGAACAACACAGACUUAUGGAAGCGAAGCAGGUUCGGAGGAAAUGAAGAUUGGUGGAAGGGUAAGAAGUAGGACAAAUACCUUGACAAACUCUCAGAGAUUUACUCCGACGGAUAGUCGACCUGGAUCAGUUCAUGCACGACGCCUAUCGCAGAAGAUGGACCCAUCAAGUCCCUCCACCCUAGGUUCACCAAAAGGUAUUCAAGACAACCCCUCCAGACCUUCCCACCAAAAGAGACCCUCCGCAGCCUCGGUUCGAGAACUCCAUCACUCGAGGCGGCAUUCAUCAACCGACUUUAGGCUUGCUCCGCCAGUCAGUGCAGGAACUCCAAAGCUCAUUAGUGCAGGUACAUUCCCACAAACCGACCCUUCGCAUAAGAAGCAACCGUCAUUUGAUCGCAACUGGACUAUGGGUGCGGCCUCUUCUCCAUACCCACAACGACCAUUAUCUUCAACCGGAUUCCACGACAUUACAAACAUUUCUGAUCCCGACGUACCACAAAAUCCUGCCCUCGACCUUGACCGCGGUUAUUUCUCUGGUACCGAAGUUGACGGCCGAAAACGCAACGUGCUUAAGAAACGCGACAGUGCCACACAUUCUCAUAAAUCGAGCUACACGGAACAGCAACGCGUUAGAAGCGCCACAGCUAUUACGAGACGCUCGAGGUUCGGAAGCAUAGAUUCAACCAGGGAUUCUACACCGCCAAGCGCCGCACAAAUGUAUUAUAGCCUAUCUGGCGACCACCGAAGGACAGCCUCGACGAAUACCACUGAAUCUAUACGGCCGGUGCCUCCCGCAAAGGAUGAUCCUAGUCCGACUGUUACCAAACUUGAUGCGAACACACCGCUACCACCAGCCAACCGGCAGGGAAUUCACGGCGAUUGGAUAUCUACUGCGGGUAGCAAAUUCGGCGGUCUAAGAGCAAUUUCAGAUGCCAUGAUUGGCAACUCAAAACUUGGUUCACCAACAGAUUCUUCUAUUCAAGGUUCUCCCAUGCGAUCUCCAUCUAGGACUGGAUCAAGUACGCCCUCUGGCGGUCCAAGCUUCGAGAUUGAUUCACCAGAUACAGGAAAGAGCCCUUACUCAGCUACCACUUCCGGCAGUCGCAAGAGCGGAAAGAAGACGAAGAAGGAAACGAGCGCUUAUCUGCGAGGACUACAGAAAAUCGGCCCACGCGAGGCAAUUAAAGAUGCCGAUUACAGUGGUUGGAUGAAGAAGAAGAGCUCGCAUCUCAUGACAACGUGGAAGCCACGACUCUUCGUCCUCAAAGGUCGUCGCCUUGCAUAUUAUUACUCAGAGGAUGAUACCGAAGAAAAGGGACUUAUUGAUAUAUCAUUUCAUCGCGUACUGCCGGCUGAUAAUGAACGACUCACUGGUUUACAUGCUACUUUGACGGGUGCUAGUAACACCCCGAUCAUGCCGUCCGAUAGUAACCUCCCCACUCUCGCAGAUAACGUUACUGUUUCCCCUGCCGAGAAAGGUACGGAUGCGAUGUUUAUAUUCAAGCUCAUGCCCCCUCGAGCCGGUCUCUCAAAGGCCGUCAAUUUUACAAAACCGACCAUUCACUACUUUGCGGUCCCGAACCUGCAACAAGGGCGGACAUGGAUGGCUGCUUUAGUCAAGGCUACGAUUGAUCGUGAUGAGGCCCAACCAAUGACGACGACCUACCAGCAGAAGACGAUAUCCCUUGCCAAAGCACGUGCUAUGCGACACCGGCCACCCGCCUUGAUGAACCUCGACGAAAAGGUUGAGGAAGGCGCUAAGGGCGCAGAUGAGGAUGAUGAAAAGAAGAAUGGCCUGGGUAUUUCGUUUGGAGAGGUUGAUAGUGCAGUCUCUGGACUCGAAAAGCUGGGCCUUUCUAAGGUGGAGAGUUCAUCAACUAAGAAAUCAACAUUCGACAACGAAAAGAGCGACGGCAUUGCUAUGUUAACUUCGCCUCAAAGUGCUUAACCGUCUUAUGGCUUCUGGGUUUGACAAUCUACUUGGGAUACCUCUUAUGGGCCAUUGUAUCGCACGAACUAUCAAUUGAUUCAAGUCGGGCACAUUUCCGGUGCAAAUAGAGGUUCGCAGUUCAUCUACAUAUCAGACAGACUUUUGGGAAGGGCUGGCUGGCACGGCCAAGACUCAAGACCAGACCAGACCACAUUACCA
Hypoxylon trugodes is the source of this 3297-nucleotide messenger RNA. RefSeq lists its product as uncharacterized. The transcript has 3 exons. NCBI's taxonomy places the organism in Eukaryota, Fungi, Ascomycota, Sordariomycetes, Xylariales, Hypoxylaceae. The coding region runs from base 226 to 3096 and encodes 956 amino acids. Gene Ontology annotation, cellular component: plasma membrane. Gene Ontology annotation, molecular function: protein binding. The record is from RefSeq and is a predicted model, not a curated record. Gene Ontology annotation, biological process: actin cytoskeleton organization.